Molecule: messenger RNA, 412 nt
Organism: Lobosporangium transversale
Lineage: Eukaryota; Fungi; Mortierellomycota; Mortierellomycetes; Mortierellales; Mortierellaceae
Exons: 4
Coding region: 15-386 (123 amino acids)
Biological process (GO): protein import into mitochondrial intermembrane space
Cellular component (GO): mitochondrial intermembrane space
Molecular function (GO): zinc ion binding
Source: RefSeq, a predicted model, not a curated record
CAUUAUCCUUCAUCAUGUGCAAACACAUCCUCAACGUUCAGGCAUCUAUUCGUGCCCCAUGCUGUAAGCAAUGGUUUGAUUGUGCAGAGUGCCAUGCAGAAGUCUCAGACCAUCCUCUUAGAAAGACUACUGAGAUGGUGUUCGGAUGUAAAAAAUGCAAAAAGGUGUUCCGUAAAGACAUGUCGAAUUUCGAAGAGGAAGAUGAAUAUUGUCCGCAUUGUGAUAACAAGUUCAUUGUAGAGGCCAAGACACCGCAGAUGGCUAUUGCUGUAGAAGGUCAUGAUGAGAGGAUGGGUGAAAGAUUUGAAAAAGACUUACGACUCAAAGAGGACAAUGUGAAGUCAGUCUUUGAUCCCAAUGCAGAUCUUUCACAUCUUUUAGGAUAACUGUUACACGGAGGGCAAAAAGAAAG